UCCAGCUGGAUGUCUUACUUGUCCUGUCUUCUUUCAUCCUAUAGUAACUAAAACUGUCUCUUUUUUCAUCAUUAAUGUGAUUUUGAAACUAAAGGCUUCGGUAUUUUUAAAGAACACAAGCUUUUAGAAAGAUGAAUUACCUGAUAAUGCGUCAAUCCCUUCAUAUAUUUGUGAUCAUUUUAUUGAUUGUUGCAGUCAUAGUGUCUUGGAACCAACACAAAGUUAUUAAUUUCAAUAAAGUUCAGUGCAAAACACUUCAAACAAGUAACGAGUCGAAAGAAACAACGAUAUACAUUUCAUCAUUAUGCAACUGUAACAAAGAAACAGUGACGGAUAAUGAAUCAGUUCAUCUUGUUUCGACUGCCUUCAAGUGGUGCAGCCCUGAGUCUUCUAUGCGUGGAAUGCAUCAAUUUGUCAUCGCUUACACUUUAUACGGAAAUGUUCAUAACGAUACCGUUGCACAGCGAUAUUUUUCAAUGUCAAUACUAAGGAACAUCUCGUUAACGGCAGAGAAACUAUACCCAGGUUGGAUAGUUCGGAUUUAUCAUAACAUUCGAGAUCAAGAAGGUGCAGAGAAAGAUGCUCACAACCAACUCUGUGACAUAUACUGCCAGUUUCACAAUGUUGAUCUCUGCAGUGUACCAAAUAUGGUUGAUCGAAUAGGUAACAAAACCACGCCAAUCGAAGCUGGUCUUCUUGCUGGAUUGAACCCAAAAAUGUUUCGUUACUUGGCCAUGCUGGAUAGAAAUGUUGACGUAUUUAUUUCGCGAGACAUUGACAGUAUAAUUUGGCAGAGAGAAGUAGACGCUGUCUCUGAAUGGCUUAAAUCCAACUUUACAUUUCAUGCAAUGCGCGACCACGACUUUCAUGCUACAAUAAUUCUUGCAGGAAUGUGGGGAGCAAAAAUUUACAAAAGACGAGACGUCAUCGAAGGACUGAUGAGAGAUCUUUUAAUUUCUGGACAAGAUCAAUACGUUGGACAAGACCAAUCCUCAUUGGAAACAAUCGUUUGGCCUACAGCAAAAUUUGAUGUGUUGCCCCAGACUGUUUUCCCCGAAAAAUAUUGCCCCCAUAACUAAUGCCCCCUAACUAAUGCCCCCCACCCCAAAAAAAAACAAUUGCCUCGUAAUUUUAUUUUAAAUCUUAAUUCAAAUAAAAUAAAUCUACACUUAACCCCCUUUCCAGUGUAAAACGGAAGUCCAAACCAAAAAGUAUACAGUAAUUUAAGUUUCUUUUACGUGAAGCUCAUGUUCUCUCCUUUUUACUGCGUAUUUGUGCAUGGUAUUAACCUAUACUAUGAAAAAAAUGGGGUUUGAUAAGUUGCAAACCUUUUGUGGUUUAGAGAUUUUUCGAAACUUAUGUUUAGGUAUAGGAAAACAAUUUGUUAGGUUUAGUUAUACGCAACAUUUUCCUUUGGAGACAUGCACAAUGAAACUGGCGAAACAGAAAAAAAGGUACAUUUUCUUCCCCAUUCUUUUACUUCCGUCUGUAAAAACAAAAACCAAAUAAAAGCUACCUCUCUUUUAGUAACCUUAAACUCUCAUAUCCUAUCAUCAUAUUUGAAGCGCCUUUAAUCUUCUUUAUUUCUUCAACUCCCCACCCACUUUUCUCUUUCUAGUGGGGAGGAGAGAACCUUCCAUCUCGCUUCUGUAGGUAGGCCAGUAUUGACUUACUUUGAAUUAAAGGGUGAAGAAAUUAAUUUCGCAUCUGGAAGUUUCUAUACCUUGUGCUAAAGGACCCGUCUUUUUACUCUGUAUUGGCGGAUAGUGCGAGCCUAUCGCAAGAGAAAGGGGUUGUUAUUUGUUCGUUUCUUUUUUUUACCGGCCUUCUUUACAUAACCCUACCUCUUAAAAUCUAUUACUAAUUUACCCACGAUAUCGCAAACGUAAAGCAUUCCUAUUGCCUAAUGCUAAAAUAAAACUAAUCGAUGCAGAAAUGGCAACCACUGUAAAAAGGGUACCACUUUUUGGGGUUGUGAACCACCAAAAAUAGGUGAAUGUACGAAAUUGUGACGCUUUUUGAUUUCGGAGUUUUAUGCACCAAUCUCAUAAAUUUCAACUUUAGUGCAAAUAUUUCAGGCAAAUAAACCUUAG
Molecule: messenger RNA, 2093 nt
Organism: Daphnia pulex (common water flea)
Lineage: Eukaryota; Metazoa; Arthropoda; Branchiopoda; Diplostraca; Daphniidae
Exons: 4
Coding region: 132-1079 (315 amino acids)
Source: RefSeq, a predicted model, not a curated record